CAGCUGGGGCUCAGCCUCAUCAAGUCUCCUUGGCUUUCCGGCUCCAGUCUCGGCCAGGCUGCAGGAAAAGCUGUCAGCCUGCUCUGUCCUGCAGAGCCCAGACCCUCUGCCUCGGUGGACGAGGCUGCGGGGAGAGGUGGAGACGGGCAGGAGGAAACUAUGCUUCUGGUCAAACGUGACUGAAGCCAGAAGCCAGGGACACACACCUUUAGGUCUGCUCAGGGUUCAUACUUGGUGCUUAGACAACUUCAGAAUGAGGAAACAUCGACAUUUGCCCUUGGUGGCCACCUUUUGCCUCUUUCUCUCAGGCUUUUCCACGACUUAUGCCCAAACAGAUGUCAAAAAUGGUGCCGCUGCCGAUAUAAUAUUUCUAGUGGAUUCCUCUUGGAGCAUGGCCAAGGAGCAUUUCCAGCUCGUUCGAGAAUUUCUGUGUGAUGUUAUAGAGUCUUUAGCUGUGGGAGAAAAUGAUUUUCAUUUUGCUCUGGUCCAGUUCAACGGAGACCCACACACUGAGUUCCUGUUAAACACGUAUGGUACUAAACAGGAAGUCCUUUCCCAUGUCUGCAACCUGUCCUAUGUCGAGGCCGGCAAUCAGACCGGAAAAGGAUUAGAGUAUGUAAUUCAGAAGCACCUCGCUGAGGCUGCUGGAAGCCGGGCUGCAGCCGGAGUCCCCCAGGUUAUCGUAGUGCUAACCCGCGGACCCUCGGAGGAUGGCUUCGCUCUGGCCCCAGCGGAACUUAAGUCAGCUGGCCUUAACGUGUUUGCAGUUGGAGUUGAGGAUGCAGAUGAAGGAGCCUUAAGAGAAAUAGCAAGCGAACCGCUCAAUACGCAUGUUUUCAACCUAGAGAACUUUACCUCCCUUCAUGACAUGGUAGGAAACUUAGUGUCCUGUGUGCACUCAUCUGUGAGUCCUGCAAGGGCUGCGGACACAGAGACCCUUAAGGACAUCACAGCACAAGACUCUGCUGACCUUAUUUUCCUUAUUGAUGGAUCAAACUACACCGGAAGUUCCCAUUUCGCAGUCAUUCUCGACUUCCUUGUAAAUCUCCUUGAGAGACUCUCAGUUGGACUCCAGCAGAUCCGAGUGGGGGUGGUCCAGUAUAGCGAUGAGCCCAGAACCAUGUUCUCCUUGGACACCUACUCCUCCAAGGCUCAGGUUCUGGCCGCAGUGAAGGACCUCAACUUCACUGGUGGGGAGCUGGCUAACAUUGGCCAGGCCCUUGACUUUGUGGUGGCGAAUCACUUCACCCGGGCAGGGGGCAGCCGAGUAGAGGAAGGGGUUCCCCAGGUGCUGGUCCUUAUAAGUGCUGGGCCUUCUAGUGACCAGAUCGACGAUGGGGUGGUAGCUCUGAAGCAGGCUAGCGUGUUCUCAUUCGGCCUCGGAGUCCAGGCCGCCUCCAGGGCAGAGCUCCAGCACAUAGCUACCGAGGAAAGCUUGGUGUUUACGGUCCCGGAAUUCCGUAGCUUUGGGGACCUCCAGGAGCAAUUACUGCCGUACAUUGUUGGUGUGGCCCAAAGGCACAUUGUGUUACAACCGCCAACCAUUAUCACACAAGUCAUCGAGGUCAACAAGAGGGACAUAGUCUUUCUGGUGGACGGCUCUUCCAAACUGGGACUGGCCAACUUCAAUGCCAUCCGAGACUUCAUCGGCAAAGUCAUCCAGCGGCUGGAAAUCGGACAGGACCUCAUCCAGGUGGCAGUGGCUCAGUAUGCAGACACUGUGAAGCCCGAGUUUUAUUUCAAUACCUACCCCAGUAAAAGAGAAGCCAUAAAUGCAGUUCGGAGAAUGAAGCCCAUGGAGGGUCCAGCCCUGAAUACGGGCUCGGCCUUGGACUUCGUUCGUGACAACCUGUUCACCAGCUCGGUUGGCUCCCGGGCUGCCGAGGGCAUCCCUAAGCUCCUGGUGCUAAUCACAGGGGGUAAGUCCCUUGACCCCGUCAGCCAGCCUGCCCAGGAGCUGAAGAGAAGCGGCAUCCUGGCUUUAGCCGUUGGGAACAAGGUUGCUGAUCCGGCCGAACUGGAAGAGAUUGCUUUCGAUUCCUCCCUGGUGUUCAUCCCCAAUGAGUUCCGAGCCGUUCCCUUGCAAGGCGUCCUGCCCAGCCUGCUCUCACCCCUCAGGACCCUCUCCGGAACCACUGAAGUUCACAUAAACAAAAGGGAUAUCAUCUUCCUUUUGGAUGGAUCAGUCAACGUUGGAAAAACCAACUUCCCUUAUGUGCGUGACUUUGUCAUGAAUCUAGUUAACAGCCUUGAUGUCGGAAGUGACAAUAUCCGUGUUGGUUUAGUGCAAUUUAGUGACACUCCCGUGACGGAGUUCUCUCUAGACACAUACCAGACCAAGGCCGAGCUGCUCGCUCACCUGCGGGGCUUGCAGCUGCAGGGCGGGACCGGCCUGAACAUGGGCGCAGCCCUCGGCUACGUCCAUGCCAACCACUUCACCGAGGCUGGUGGCAGCAGGAUCCGAGAACAUGUGCCGCAGCUGUUGCUCCUGCUCACGGCCGGGCAGUCUCAGGACUCCUAUUUGCAAGCUGCCAACCAGCUGGCACGUGCAGGCAUCCUGACUUUUUGUGUGGGGGCCAGCCGGGCAAAUAAGGCAGAGCUCGAGCAGAUUGCCUUUAACCCGAGCUUGGUGUACCUCAUGGAUGAUUUCAGCUCUCUGCCAACCCUGCCGCAGCAGCUGCUUCAGCCCCUCACCACUUACGUUAGCGGAGGGGUGGAGGAAGUGCCACUCGCCCAGCCAGAGAACAAGAGAGAUAUCCUGUUCCUUUUUGAUGGCUCUGCCAACCUCGUGGGCCAGUUCCCCGCUGUACGAGACUUUCUCUACAAGAUCAUCGACGAGCUGGACGUGAAGCCCGACGGGAUCCGGGUGGCCGUGGCCCAGUACAGUGAUGAUGUCCGGUUGGAGUCCCGCUUCAACGAGCACAUGACCAAGCCGGAGAUCCUGAACUUGGUGAAGCGGAUGAAGAUCAAGACAGGGAAGAUGCUGAACCUGGGCUACGCCCUGGACUUCGCGCAGAGGUACAUUUUCGUGAAGACCAUGGGCAGUCGCAUCGAGGAUGGAGUGAUGCAGGUGCUGGUGUUGCUGGUGGCGGGCAAGUCAUCGGAUUCUGUGGAUGUGCCUGCGAGGAACCUGAAGCAGAGUGGGGUGAUCCCUUUCGUCUUCCAAGCCAAGAAUGCGGACCCCGCCGAGCUGGAGCAGAUUGUGCUGUCUCCUGUGUUCAUCCUGGCUGCGGAGUCACUGCCCAAGAUUGGAGAGCUGCAGCCCCAGAUUGUGAACCUCUUAAAGUCAGCAUACGAUGGAGGAGGCCAGCCACCAGCUUCAGGUGAGAAGGAUGUGGUGUUCCUGAUUGACGGCUCUGAGGGCGUCCGGAGUGGCUUCGGGCUGCUGAAGGACUUCAUGGAGAGGCUGGUGCAGAGCCUGGAUGUGGGCCCCGACCGUGUCCGAGUCGCCGUGGUGCAGUACAGUGACCGCACUCGGCCUGAGUUCUACCUGAACUCCUUCAUGGAUCAACAGGGUGUCAUCAGCGCCAUCCGCAGACUGAGCCUGCUGGGCGGGCCAACGCCCAACACUGGGGCGGCUCUGGACUUUGUCCUGAAGAACAUCCUGACCAGAUCCGCGGGCAGCAGGAUGGAGGAUGGUGUCCCCCAGCUCCUGAUUGUGCUCACCGCUGAGAGGUCUGGGGAUGACGUGAGGGGCCCCUCAGCGGUGCUGAAGAGGGGUGGGGCGGUUCCCAUCGGCAUCGGCAUAGGCAACGCUGACAUCUCGGAGAUGCAGACCAUAUCCUUUAUCCCAGACUUUGCGGUGGCCAUCCCCAACUUCCGGGAGCUGGGGACUGUGCAGCAGGUUGUCUCUGAGAGGGUGAUCCAGCUCAGCCGCGAGGAGCUGAGCAGGCUGCAGCCCAUCUUUCCAGCCCCAACAAGCCCAGGUGGUAACAAGAGGGACGUGGUCUUUCUCAUCGAUGGGUCUCAGGCUGCCAGCCCGGAGUUCCAGUACAUCCGUGGCUUCAUCGAGAGGCUGGUGGACUACCUGGAUGUGGGUUUUGAUACCACACGGGUAGCGGUCAUCCAGUUCAGUGGGGACCCCAAGGUGGAGUUUCUGCUCAACGCACACUCCAGCAAGGACGAGGUGCAGAAUGCUGUGCGGCGGCUGCGGCCCAAGGGCGGCACCCAGGUCAAUGUGGGGAGUGCCCUGGAGUAUGUGUCCAGGAACAUCUUCAAGAGGCCGCUGGGCAGCCGAAUCGAGGAAGGUGUCCCUCAGUUCCUGGUGCUCAUCUCAUCGGGAAAGUCCAAUGACGAGGUGGACGACUCGGCAGUGGAGCUGAAGCAGUUUGGCGUGGCCCCCUUCAUAGUGGGCAGGAACGCAGACCGGGAGGAGAUGGUUAAGAUCUCGCUGAGCCCCGAGUAUGUGUUCUCAGUCAGCAGUUUCCGGGAGCUGCCCAGCCUGGAGCAGAGGCUGCUGACGCCCAUCACCACCCUCACGGCCCAGCAGAUCAGGCAGAUCCUGGCCAGCACCACCUACCCUCCGCCAGAGAGUGACGCUGCUGACAUCGUCUUCCUCAUCGACAGCUCCGACGGCGUUAGGAGCGAGGGGCUUGUGCACAUCCGAGACUUUGUGAGCAGGAUUGUUCAAAGACUCAGCAUUGGCCCCAGCAAAGUGAGGAUUGGCCUCGUGCAGUUCAGCAAUGAGGUUUUCCCUGAGUUCUUACUGAAGACCCACAGGUCCCAGGCUGCUGUGCUGGCCGCCAUCCGGCGUCUGAGAUUCCGGGGUGGAGCUCCGCUGAAUGUGGGCAAAGCUCUGGAGUAUGUGGCAAAAAAUCUCUUUGUCAAGUCUGCCGGGAGCCGGAUAGAAGAUGGGGUGCCUCAACACCUGGUCCUGCUUCUGGGUGGAAAAUCCCAGGACGAUGUUUCCGGUUUUGCCCGGAUCAUAACUUCCUCUGGGAUCGCAAGUUUAGGAAUUGGGAGCCGGAAUGUGGACCAAACAGAGCUGCAGAUGAUCACCAAUGACCCCAGGCUGGUCUUCACGGUGCGAGAGUUCAAAGACCUUCCCAGCAUAGAGGAGAGAGUCAUAGGCUCCUUUGGAUCCUCUGGGAUUACCCCAGCUCCCCCAGCAUUCACACCUUUUGUCUCAAGGCCAGAGAAGAAGAAAGCAGACAUCGUGUUCCUGCUAGACGGUUCCAUCAAUUUCAGGAGGGACAAUUUCCAGGAAGUGCUUCGGUUUGUGUCUGAAAUUGUGGACACAGUUUAUGAAGAAGGCGACUCCAUCCAGGUGGGGCUGGUCCAGUACAACUCCGACCCCACUGAUGAAUUCUUCCUAAAGGACUUUUCCUCCAAGAGGCAGAUCAUCGAUGCCAUCAACAAGGUGGUCUACAAGGGCGGGCGGCACGCCAACACCAGAGUGGGCCUGCAGCACCUGCAGCUCAACCACUUCAUCCCUGAGGCAGGCAGCCGGCUGGACCAGCGGGUCCCCCAGAUCGCCUUUGUGAUCACAGGGGGGAAGUCAGUGGAGGACGCUCAGGACGUGAGCCUGGCACUCACCCAGAGGGGUGUCAAAGUGUUCGCAGUGGGUGUGCGGAACAUCGACUCCGAGGAGGUCGGCAAGAUCGCGUCCAACAGUGCCACAGCCUUCCGAGUAGGGAACGUCCAGGAGCUGUCAGAGCUGAGUGAGCAAGUUCUAGAAACACUGCACGACGCGAUGCAUGAGACCCUGUGUCCUGGAGUGGCCGAUGUAUCCAAAGCCUGCAAUCUGGAUGUGAUCCUGGGGUUUGAUGGAUCCAGAGAUCAGAAUGUAUUUGCAGCGCAGAGGGGCUUCGAGUCCAAGGUGGAUACCAUCCUGAGCAGAAUCAGCCAGAUGCAGGCCAUCAGCUGCAGCGGCAGCCAGAUGCCCACUGUGCGCGUGUCGGUGGUGGCCAAUGGACCCUCCGGGCCGGUGGAGGCCUUCAACUUUGAUGAGUACCAGCCAGAGCAGUUUGAAAAGUUCCUCAGCAUGCGCAGCCAGCACCCCUACGUCCUCACGGCUGACACGCUGAAAAUCUACCAGAAUAAGUUCCGGCAGUCCUCGCCUGACAGUGUGAAGGUGGUCAUCCAUUUCACUGAUGGCGCAGACGGAGACCUGGCAGAUCUGCACAGAGCUUCGGAGGCGCUCCGAGAGGAAGGUGUCCACGCACUGAUCCUGGUGGGCCUGGAGCGUGUGGUUGACCUGGAGCGGCUGGCGCAUCUGGAGUUCGGGCGGGGUUUCCUGUAUGACAGGCCCCUGCGGCUCAACCUGCUGGACCUGGAUUACGAGCUGGCAGAGCAGCUGGACAAUGUUGCUGAGAGAGCCUGCUGUGGGGUUCCGUGCAAAUGCUCCGGAGAAAGAGGAGACCGAGGGCCCAUUGGUAGCAUCGGGCCAAAGGGCAUCUCAGGGGAAGACGGCUACCGGGGUUACCCAGGUGACGAGGGCGGACCGGGUGAGCGAGGUCCACCUGGUGUGAAUGGCACUCAGGGCUUCCAGGGCUGCCCAGGCCAGAGAGGAGUGAAGGGUUCUCGAGGUUUCCCAGGAGAGAAGGGUGAACUUGGUGAGAUCGGGCUGGACGGGCUGGACGGCGAGGACGGAGACAAGGGGCUACCUGGGACUUCAGGAGAGAAGGGAAACCCUGGACGGAGGGGUGACAAAGGACCUACAGGAGAUAAAGGAGCGAGAGGAGAUGUGGGCAUCCGAGGUGACCCGGGUGACUCAGGACUGGACAGCCAGCAGAAAGGACCCAAAGGAGAGACCGGCGACAUUGGCCCCAUGGGUCUCCCUGGGAGAGAUGGCGUGUCAGGAAGUCCCGGAGAACCUGGAAAGAGCGGUGGCUUUGGCCGAAGGGGACCCUCAGGAGCUAAGGGCAACAGGGGCGGUCCUGGCCAGGCUGGCUUCCCGGGAGAGCAGGGCACCAGAGGAGCACAGGGCCCCCCUGGCCUCAUCGGUCCUCCAGGUCUGAGUGGGGAACAAGGCAUCCCUGGACCGCGGGGAGGUGGAGGAAUUGUCGGAGCUCCCGGAGAACGAGGCAGAGCCGGUCCCUUGGGAAGGAAGGGUGAGCCCGGAGAUCCAGGACCCAAGGGAGGACUGGGGAACCCAGGCCCUCGUGGGGAGACGGGAGACGAUGGGCGAGACGGAGUGGGCAGCGAAGGUCGCAGAGGCAAAAAGGGAGAAAGAGGAUUCCCGGGAUACCCAGGGCCAAAGGGUACACCUGGUGAACCUGGAGCGGAUGGAGGACCAGGACCCAAAGGCAUCAGAGGGCGAAGGGGAAAUUCAGGACCUCCUGGGAUAGUUGGACAGAAGGGAGACCCUGGCUAUCCAGGGCCAUCUGGUCACAAGGGCAACCGCGGCGACUCCAUCGAUCAAUGUGCGCUCAUCCAAAGCAUCAAGGAUAAAUGCCCCUGCUGCUAUGGGCCCCUGGAGUGUCCUGUCUUCCCCACGGAGCUCGCCUUUGCCCUGGACACCUCAGAGGGCGUCACCCAGGACAUCUUCAGCCGCAUGCGUGACAUGGUCCUGAGCAUCGUGGGCAACCUGACCAUUGCUGAGAGCAACUGCCCCAGAGGGGCCCGUGUGGCCGUGGUCACCUACAACAACGAGGUGACCACAGAGAUCCGGUUUGCGGACUCCAGGAGGAAGUCGGCCCUGCUGGACAGCAUUAAGAACCUGCAGGUGGCCCUGACGUCCAAGCAGCAGAGCCUGGAGACUGCCAUGUCCUUCGUGGCCAGGAACACAUUCAAGCGGGUGCGGAGUGGAUUCCUGAUGCGGAAGGUGGCCGUCUUCUUCAGCAACAGGCCGACAAGGGCCACCCCUCAGCUGCGCGAGGCCGUGCUCAAGCUGUCGGAUGCGGGUAUCACGCCUCUGUUCCUCACCAGCCAGGAGGACCGGCCGCUCGUCAAUGCUCUGCAGAUCAACAACACGGCGGUGGGGCACGUGCUCGUCCUGCCUGCGAGGAACGACCUCAGCAACUUCCUGAAGAAUGUCCUCACGUGUCACGUGUGCUUGGACAUCUGCAACAUUGACCCAUCCUGUGGAUUUGGCAGCUGGAGGCCUUCCUUCCGGGACAGGAGAGCAGCGGGCAGCAACUCAGACAUAGAUCUGGCCUUCAUCUUGGACAGCUCGGAGACCACCAGCCUGUUUCAGUUCAACGAGAUGAAGAAGUACAUUGGCUAUGUGGUCAGGCAACUGGACCUGAGCCCUGACCCUGGGGUCUCCCAGCACUUGGCCAGGGUGGCCGUGGUGCAGCACGCCCCCUCUGCGACCCUGGGCAAUGCCAGCGCACCACCUGCGCGGGUGGAGCUGUCCCUGACAGACUACGGCUCCAAGGAGAAGCUGCUGGCCUUCCUGGGCCGUGGAGUGAGGCAGCUGCAGGGAACCAGGGCCCUGGGCAGCACCAUUGAGUACACUAUCCAGAAUGUGUUUGAAAGCACGACAAACCCCCGGGACCUGAAGGUCCUGGUGCUGAUGCUGACGGGUGAGGUUCGGGGCGAGGAGCUGGAGGUGGCCCAGAGAGCCAUCCUGUGGGCCAAGUGCAAGGGCUACUUCUUCGUGGUCCUGGGCAUCGGCCGCAAGGUGAACGUUAAGGAGACAUAUGGCUUCGCCAGCGAGCCCAACGACGUCUUCUUCAAACUUGUGGACGAUUCCACCGAGCUCAAUGAGGAGCCGCUGCUGCGCUUCGGGAGGCUCUUACCAUCCUUUGUGGGCAGUGAGAAUGCGUUCUACUUGUCCCCUGACAUCAAGAAACAGUGCGAUUGGUUCCAAGAGGACCAACCAGCAAAGAAUGGUGUGAAGUUUGGUCACAAACAAGUAAAUGUCCCAAAUAACGUUACUUUAAGCGUUACGACUAAGCCAAUGACCAUAACGAAGCCGGUGACCACUACCACAAAGUCAGCAACUAUCGUGAAUCUGCCGUCUGCUAAGCCAGCCCCUGCAAACCCAGCUGCCUCGAAGCCCGUGGCUGUAAACCCAGCUGCUAUGAAGCCCGUGGCUGCGAACCCAGGUGCUGUGAAGCCUGUGGCUGUGAGCCCAGGUGCUGAGAAGCCCGUGGCUGCGAAUCCAGGUGCUGAGAAGCCCAUAGCUAUGAACCCAGGUGCUGCAAAGUCCGUGGCUGCAAACCCACCUGUCUUGAAGCCUGUGGCUGGAAAUCCAGCUGCUGCAAAGCCUAUAUCUGCCCAGCCUGUGGCCACAAACACAGUCACGGUCAGACCUGCGGUAGUAGUGAAGCCAGUGGCUGCAGCAAAGCCUGCAAAAGCACAGCCAGCAGCUGUGAGACCCCCGCCCCCUCCGGCAAAGCCAGCUUCCACUAAGCCGGAGGCCCUCAGGAUGCAAGCCAAGCCAGCCUCGGCCACCAAACCAGAGGCUUCCCGGCCACAGGCCAAACCAACAGCCCUCAAGCCAGCUGCUGCUAAUCCCAUGGUGAAGCCGGUGCCUGAAGUCCAGGUGUCUGAGGUCACAGAGCACAGCGCCAGACUCCGCUGGGAGAGGCCUGAGCCCCCCAGUUCUUACUUUUAUGAUCUCACUGUCACCUCUGCCCACGAUCAGUCCCUGGUUCUCAGGCAAAACCUCACAGUUACUGAGCGUGUCCUCAGUGGCCUGCGGGCUGGACAGACGUACUACGUGGUGGUGGUCUGCUACCUGAGGUCGCAGGUCCGCGCCGUCUUCCGUGGCACCUUUAGCACGAAGAAAUCUCAGCCUCCACCUCCACCACCAGCAAGGCCAGCUUCUAGUGCAAGCAUCAAUUUAGUGGUGAAAACAGAACCCUUGGCUUUUACUGGAACAGAUAUCUGUAAGUUGCCCAGGGAUGACGGGACUUGCAGGGAUUUUGUGCUAAGGUGGUACUAUGACACGAAGACUGAGAGCUGUGCGAGGUUCUGGUAUGGAGGGUGUGGAGGAAAUGAAAACAGAUUCGACUCACAGCAGAACUGUGAAAAGCUCUGCGCUUCUGGCUCAGCACUCCCCAAACCCGGAGUCAUCAAUGUGAUGGGAACCUAGGCAUGACUGGCCACAGCACAUACCUCUGAAGGAGAAGGAGGCAGCCAUGGCAACCAAGUCUUCAUCUUCGUCUCUGCAGAAGGCCCGGGUCCAUUCCCUGGCUCUGUGCUUUGAUUGUCACUCAGACCCGGAAAGGAAGCCUUCUGCCGCGAGACCUGUCAAUUUGGUGCUAAACGUGUCUGUGGACCCUGGCUCUCUGUCUCCAGGCAGUUACGUCAUGUACUUUGAAUGUUGUGUAAUCGUUAGCCCCUGCUGGUGUGUAUGUGAGCACCCCGUCAGUUUCAGUGCCGCAGAGUUCGUGUUUUGCCCAUUCUGGGCAAUGCAAGGUCUAGAAAUCAGCCCCCCUGUGCCCAGCACCUCUAUAUACUCCCGCUUGGUUCAUCCCUUAGUUACGUACUGCUUUAGAUCGAGAAACCAGAGUCCCACACUUUCAGCCCCCUGCCCUCACCGUUUCUUUCCGGGAUGAGGCUUUGGGCUAAUUUUUCUUUUUCUAAACCCUAUGACAAAUGAUCUCGUCAGGAGGAAGCAGUGUCCCUUGACCUGUGUGCACUGUUGGGACCAAAGCCUCAAUUACAGAAUUCGAAAAAAGCCGUGAGACAUAAUAUUUUUGGCAUUCCUCUAAUUUUUUUUUGAGGGAGGGGGAUGGGGUUUAAUUUUAAUUUUAAAAAUUUUAGGAAAUUUAUACAAAGAAACUUUUUAAUAAAGUAUAUUGGAAAGUGG
Molecule: messenger RNA, 10705 nt
Organism: Cavia porcellus (domestic guinea pig)
Lineage: Eukaryota; Metazoa; Chordata; Mammalia; Rodentia; Caviidae
Gene: Col6a3
Product: collagen type VI alpha 3 chain
Exons: 44
Coding region: 254-9985 (3243 amino acids)
Molecular function (GO): serine-type endopeptidase inhibitor activity; protein binding
Source: RefSeq, a predicted model, not a curated record